AUGAACGAUUUUCCUUUUAAACUUGAACCUUCAGAAAGAAUAUUAUUUUCUUCUUCAUCACUAGGUGAUGCUACCUGCUCCGUUCUUUUGAAAGUCUACAACAUCACUAAUGAACAUCAGGCAUUUAAAAUUAAAUGUACGAGUAAUGAUGUUUUUAGGCUACGUCCACCAGUUACCAUCAUACCACCAGGAGAAGAACCAUUAAAUGUUAACAUUAUCUUUAAUGCUUGUAAGAAGAUUCCUGAAAAUGGUAAACACUUUUUUUUUGUUUAUGGGAUGCCAUGUGAUCCUAAUGUAAAAGCUAGAGUUGCUUUUGGUACAGAGAAAGGGAAAGCUGCAAAGGCAAAAAAAUUAUUUGCUGAUUUUAAAAAAGAACCCUGUGAAAGCGAAAAAAUAUAA
Strongyloides ratti is the source of this 399-nucleotide messenger RNA. RefSeq names its product MSP domain and PapD-like domain-containing protein. Bases 1 to 399 code for a protein of 132 amino acids. The record is from RefSeq and is a predicted model, not a curated record. The transcript has a single exon. NCBI's taxonomy places the organism in Eukaryota, Metazoa, Nematoda, Chromadorea, Rhabditida, Strongyloididae.